Messenger RNA from Carica papaya (papaya), 369 nucleotides. NCBI's taxonomy places the organism in Eukaryota, Viridiplantae, Streptophyta, Magnoliopsida, Brassicales, Caricaceae. The record is from RefSeq and is a predicted model, not a curated record.
AUGGCGGUCUCAUCGUCAUUACAGAAGGGGAUAGUGAUAACGGUACCGGUCUUGGUACUCUCAGUUUCAGCAGCAGCCAUUUUCUUGUUCUUUCUAUUGUCUUCGCUAUCUACAUGCGAUUGUCCUCCUCCUCCCCAAAAUGUCGCCGUUCCGGUCCCUGCCGGCGGUGAUGCGAGCGGUUCUGGAAGUUUCGUUGAAAAAAUUUCGCCGUCGAAGGAGGAUAUCCAGUGGAUUCAAGAUCAGAUCCGAUUGAAUGGUCUGCACAUGCAGGAGAAUGUCCUCCGCAAGGGCAUUAAUCCUCGCACUAGGGCUCAGCAACUCCAGGAUCUGAACCAAUUAAGAGCUUGGAAAAUUGUGCUUGUUGUUUAA